GGAGUGCACUAGAUGCAAAAGAGAAAAACGUCUGUCUGUUGUAGGGCGCGCUAGAUCAUGCACGCUACAUUAUGGUUUGUGUAAAGCAUUGGGUUACAUUUAUGACGAGGACCAAAUAUUUCCACAGAAGGACUUACACUCUCCGAAGUUUGGAGCAAGGGAGCCAAAGGAAACAUGGCCGAAGGAGGAGUGGGGACUGGUGCAGGGAGCCAUCGUCCCGAGGCGCAGGAAGGCACUGGCUCCUCUCACGUGUACGGCACAGGCCACUGUAAGUGGUUUAAUGUACGAAUGGGCUUUGGAUUCAUAUCAAUGACAAAUCGCGGAGGAACACCUAUUGAUCCUCCAAUGGACGUAUUUGUUCACCAAAGUAAGCUGCACAUGGAGGGGUUUAGGAGUCUGAAGGAAGGUGAGGAGGUAGAGUUCUCAUUCAAGAAGUCCUCCAAGGGACUGGAGUGUGUGACCGUGACUGGGCCUGGAGGAGUGCACUGUAUAGGCAGCGAGAAAAGACCCAAAGGGAAAAACGUGCAGCAAAAACGAAAGCCAAAGGGAGACCGCUGUUAUAACUGUGGUGAUCUGGACCAUCAUGCCAAAGAGUGUGGCCUCCCUCCACAACCCAAAAAGUGCCACUACUGCCAGAGUGCCUCCCACAUGGUGGCACACUGUCCCCACAAAUCGCCCUCAGCCUCUCAGGGAAGAUGCAGCUUAGAGCCAUGCAGCUCCAGCUCUGUCCAGAUCCCAAGCCCUCAAAGAGCCUUGUACACAUCUCAGGAAAGCUCCACCCUUAGCAAAACCCCUAGCUCUCCCACACUGAAAGCUGCUUCAUCACAAAGAAAAAAGAGGAAAAAAUGAGUCGCUUUAUCAUCGCACUAGUCUUUCAGGCUGCCUAGUUUUAUCCAGCACUUCAUUGUGAGAAUUAUACUGGAUUCACCCUACCUCAGACCAGCGAGUUAAGGCCAGGUUAACAUCUCUGGAUCUCUUUAACCUAAAGAGAGGGAAUGCAUGCUGCUUUUUUUUCUUUUUCUUUUUUUUUCUUUUUUGGAUUCAUGAUCAACUGCACUGUGAACGAGUGCAAAUGGUUUCCCAGUGCUUUUAAGAGACUGAGACCUUAUGCACAAUAUAUACAUCUAGCCAGAAUGCAUUUUGCUAAUUUUAUUGCUUUGCUGUUUAUUCUUGACCAUGUUCUCCAACUUGAAUGCAGUAUAAAACAUUUAAAACAGCUGCAGGGAUUCUUGACUUCAGUAGUCACGUUGUACAAUCUUGAGCCAAAGAAAAGAAGAGAUUGGUGUUCCCUUAUAGGUUUAAACAUGCUUCCUGUAUCCGUAUGCUUAAUUCCCCUUUCCAUUACUCUAACGCCACAACACACUAUAUUGCCACCCAAUUUGUUCAUUUGAAACUGACUGCAGUUGUGAGAUGUUUACAGGGAGAAUUUUUUUUAUUUUUAUAUCAGGUUCCAAAUUUAACAAUGUGUAUUGAUCUCUUGUCUGAGAUCAGAUUAGAUCCUUGAAUACUACUGUCUCUUAAUACUGUUAAUGUUAACAUUAUCUUUUGGGUGAGGAAAAAGUCUUGCAGAGACCAUUUAAAACCGUGCAGGAUUUUAAGCACACAUGCACCAUAAUAUCUGAAAUAACAGAUUUCUUGUUAGGUGUGUUAAUGUAGCAGUCAGACAUGAAGGAUAUGAUGUAAAAGCAGUAGCUAGUUCUACAUUAGGCAAUCAUCUCAGCAUUAACUGAAUCAUGCAGUGGAUGAAUAGACAUGAAGAAGCACAAUGGAUUUUAUCUGAUAUUUAUAAUUUUUUUUUCUUCUUUUUUUUUAAUAAAGAGGUAAGUUU
Messenger RNA from Tachysurus vachellii, 1828 nucleotides. RefSeq names its product protein lin-28 homolog B-like. NCBI's taxonomy places the organism in Eukaryota, Metazoa, Chordata, Actinopteri, Siluriformes, Bagridae. The coding region runs from base 175 to 849 and encodes 224 amino acids. The record is from RefSeq and is a predicted model, not a curated record. Gene Ontology annotation, molecular function: nucleic acid binding; zinc ion binding. The transcript is spliced from 4 exons.